Thunnus maccoyii (southern bluefin tuna) is the source of this 4105-nucleotide messenger RNA. RefSeq names its product prolyl 3-hydroxylase 2 (gene p3h2). The record is from RefSeq and is a predicted model, not a curated record. Gene Ontology annotation, cellular component: endoplasmic reticulum. Gene Ontology annotation, molecular function: L-ascorbic acid binding; procollagen-proline 3-dioxygenase activity; iron ion binding. Bases 796 to 2838 code for a protein of 680 amino acids. Lineage: Eukaryota; Metazoa; Chordata; Actinopteri; Scombriformes; Scombridae. Gene Ontology annotation, biological process: collagen metabolic process. The transcript is spliced from 15 exons.
GAGGGAGACAGUCUCCGCUAAGUGGAAAGUGUCUGAGACGCUUUAAAACAGGCUGUUCACUAAGCACACUCAUUUAAAGAAACUUCCAGAAGACAACAGAAAACUUAAAGUUUUUUGACUUCUAUAUCUCAAUCUUACUUUACUUUUAAUACAAAAAACAAUUUGUAAAUAGUAUCACCAUAUAAAGUAAAUUACGCAACUCUGUUUACAACUGUCCACGCACUCUUGCGCAAGUUGUUUAAACAAAUUGGGUUUAAUAAAGUGAGCUUAUUCAGUUUAAUUUCAUCUAUUGUUGCCAUCUUUGUGAAGACGGUUUUUUUUAGUGUUUAGAGGCAUUUUGCCUUUUUUCAGGCGUAUUUGUAGCCAGUUUAUAGUUCACUCACAUUUUUAAUCAGAUCUGUAAAGGAGCCUUUGAAGAUAAUUUGGGUCUAUAAGGAAAAACAAUUCUUGUGAGUUGCUUGCCUGUUAACACCAAGAUAAACAUAUUCCCGAUGUUGGAGGCGGACUCCCUGAAGGACCCCUGAGAGCCUGGAGGCAAAGCGGGCUGUGAUUGUUGUCUGGCCAUUCAUUUCUUGGAGGGGAGGAGUUAGCGAAGCCAGAGAGGGGUCAUAACAAAAUGUGUGUCCCCGACUAACAGAAACAUUAUUUCCGCCCUGGUCCGGUGCCGUCCCGAACAUCCUUGUGAUCCGGGAGCGUAUAAAUGGACGAUAAAGCGGCGCUGAGCUGAUUGUUGUGACUGACAGCCGCUCUGCUCCGUCUGCUCUCCACUCCUCACAGUCUGAACCCAAGCAGAGGAUGGAUGGAAACUUUUCACCGGCUGCUUUCUUGUCAGGAAUCCUGUUAAUAAGCGUCUUGUUGUCCUCUACAGCUGCCUUUCUGGAGCCUUACGACCUUCUCUACGACAACGCGGUACAGGCUUUUUACAACAAUGACUAUGCAAACGUGGUGCGCUUCAUGGAGGGAGCGCUCAGCAGCUACACGGAGGUCCGCCGCUCCAAGGUCCGCUGCCGGCUGAGGUGCCAGGACCAGCACCCGUUAGAUGAAACCUUCUCGGAUCUGCGCUUCUUCGACGUGGUGCUCCGGAGGGCUGCGUGUAUGAACACAUGCAUAGAUGAGAAACUCGGCUCACAGUCUGUGCACAAAGUCAGCGAGGAUGUAGUGCAGGACUUCCAAAGGCGGAUCCCCUACAACUAUCUGCAGCUGGCUUAUCAGAAGUUGAAGCAGCCUGACAAGGCAGCAGCAGCGGCUCACACGUAUUUUCAGGCCAAUCCAGAACAUGUGGAGAUGGGUCAGAACCUGGAGCAGUACAAAGACCUGCAGGGGGUCAAAGAGGACCACUUUGUGGACCGAGAAGCCCGUCCUCACCAGCGCUCCUUCACUGCAGCAGUGAGGUUAUACGAUCAAGGAGACUACGAGGGAGCUAUCGCUCUGUUUGAGGAGGCACUGGUGGAGUACUACAAAGCAGAUGUGGAGUGUCGGGCCCUGUGCCAAGGGCCGCAGAGGUUUGAGGGCCACGAUCACCUUCGCUACCGCUACAGCCUCCAUGAACUCAUAUCAGAUCACUUCACUCAGGUGCUGCACUGUGAACAUGAGUGUGUGAGAGAGCUCGCCACCCGGCCAGGCCGCCUCUCACCCAUGGAGAACUACCUGCCUCUGCACUACGACUACCUCCAGUUCGCCUAUUACCAGGUGGAAAUGCUGGAGGAGGCUCUGCAGUGCGCUCUGACCUACCUGUUAUACCAUGAGGGAGACGAGUUCAUGGCGGACAACGUGGAUUACUACAGAGAGAUGCUGGGACAUGACGGCAGGCCACGAGAGAGAGCUGCAUGGUACCUGAGGAGGCACAAACAGGAGCUGGAGCUGCUUCUGAUUGGCAGCACAACCAUGGGUGUGGGAUUCACUGAAGGGAAUUACUGGGGCAACACAGGCGGAAGAGACGACUCAAACAGGAUUCCCUCAGGGACAGAUGGCUGGAUGGAGUACGUUCCCAUCUCAGAGAAAAAGAACGUCAUUGCCUCACUGCAACUCAAAGAAGGUGGCCCCUUGGUGUAUGACAGUGUGCAGCUGGUGCAGAAUUCUGUGGCCUUGAACGGGAGCCAGCGGGUGCUGCUGGAUAAUGUGAUAACUGAAGAAGAGUGCUUAGAGCUCAGAAACUUGGCACAUGCGGUCACGCUAGCAGGAGAUGGCUACAGAGGCAAGAUGUCUCCACAUACCCCCAAUGAGAAGUUUGAAGGUGCCACUGUGCUCAAAACCUUGCAGUACGGAUAUGAGGGCAGAGUGCCGAUGAGAAGCGCUCGCCUCUUCUAUGACAUCAGUGAGCGAGCGAGACACGUUAUCGAGUCCUACUUCAUGCUCAACUCCACUCUGCACUUCUCCUACACACACCUGGUGUGCCGAACAGCCAUCACAGGCCAGCAAGACCACAGGAAUGACCUGAGCCAUCCCAUCCACGCUGACAACUGUCUGCUGGACCCUGAGGCCAACGAGUGCUGGAAGGAGCCACCAGCAUACACGUAUAGAGACUACAGUGCACUGUUAUAUCUAAAUGGAGAUUUUGAAGGUGGGGAAUUCAUCUUCACAGAAAUGGAUGCCAAAACAGUGACAGCGUCAGUGAAGCCCAAGUGUGGCAGGAUGGUGGGUUUCUCAUCAGGAGGGGAGAAUCCACAUGGAGUUAAGGCCGUCACCAGUGGGCAGAGGUGUGCUGUGGCUCUGUGGUUCACCCUGGACCCGCUCUUCAGAGAACUGGAGAGACUACAGGCAGAUGAGGUGAUCCAGGCUCUGGACUCGCAGUCUGUGUGGGGUCAGGGUCUCAACAUCAACCCUAAAGAUGAACUGUAGAAGCAGGAGAAAAAACCCUUCACCCAUUCCCAUCCCCUUCAAUGAAAGCCUUCUAUAUAUUUUAACUAUUUAUUGAAUGACCUUUGAAUCAGAACAUUUCUAGUUUUGUACUGUUUGAAGUGCAAGAUUGUCAUUUUUGUGUUGUCAGUUGUGUGUUUUUUUCAUGUUUCUCUACACACCAGUACUUGAGUUUACUUUUGGGGUUGUUUUUUUUUUUGUUUUGUUUUUUGUCUGUCCUUCCAAUGACAGCCUCCAGUUAAAAAAAGUCAAACUAACUUUGUUUUGCUGUUUAAGAGUGCUCAUACCUGUAAUCUCACUGAACUGUGAAGAAGCCAAAGAGAAGAACGGCAGUGGAGUUUAGGUUGUUCUUGUACCUUGUUCUGGGCGACAUAUUCAAUGGGUUUUACUCAAAAACACUAUGUAGAGUCAUUAAAAAGUACUUUAAUUUCAGUGGUCAGUAGUUCAAAAUAGUAUUAAUUUUCAUCUUCACAAAUAGUAUUGUUACAUAUGCUACAAACCUUACUAACAACUUUAUGUUAUUCCAUAAUGGGUUUUUUUUUGUUUUUUUAUUUCCGUGCCAGUAAUAUUUUUUUAUCAAAGUAGGCAGUGCACUGUUUUUCUAAUUUGGAUAUCUGAUUCAAAGGAUUUAAGAAAGAGAUGUGUUCUAAUAUGCUGAAUAUUUAAUGAUCAUGCACUCUGUCCUCCUCUGUGUGUUGAGUCUGAAACUGAAAAUGUCUUCUGUCAUUGCUUUGUCCACUUUUCCUCUUAUUGUUGUUGUUGUUGUUGUUGUUGUUGUUUUUGUGAUAAAUAACUCCCCUCUUGUCUGGGCACACAGAGCAGAAUACUGGUUUUCAUGUUCACUGAUGUGUGUGUUUUAUAUGUUACUUUUAUUUAUGUGUUUUUUAAUAAUAAUACACAGCUGCUGUUGUUAAUGUCAGCAUUUAAUAUGAGGAACUUUUGUCAUAAAAGAUGUCAAUCAUUCCUGUUUCAAGGAAUACAUAUUUGUACGGUCUUUUAAUUCUUUAUAUUUUUGUUGAGGACACAGAUGAUAGGCCGAGUCGUGCACUGUAAAUCCAAUGGAGAGAAUUAUAGAAGAGUAGCUUUGUUGUUUCUACAGAGAUUCAAACUGCUAACCAGAAACUUAGUCCUGUCGUUUUAUGAGGUUGGCCACUUUUGUUUCACUGAUAUUUAAUUAUGAAAUGCUGUAGCACAAAAAAAUGUAUGUGUACAUGCCUAUAAAUUAAAAAUAUAACAUCCAAUAUCUAUA